This is a messenger RNA of Phycodurus eques (leafy seadragon), 1673 nucleotides long. RefSeq names its product histamine N-methyltransferase (gene hnmt). Gene Ontology annotation, molecular function: N-methyltransferase activity. NCBI's taxonomy places the organism in Eukaryota, Metazoa, Chordata, Actinopteri, Syngnathiformes, Syngnathidae. The record is from RefSeq and is a predicted model, not a curated record. The transcript is spliced from 7 exons. Bases 80 to 964 code for a protein of 294 amino acids.
GCCCCACGCAGUAAGUGCACUAAGAUUUCGCUUUGUUUGAAGACGACGGCUGAGUGGAAGCAAACAAAGAUAUAGUAUCAUGGCAUCUCCACUGAGGAGUCUAGUUUACGAUGAUAACCGCUACCAGAAGGCCUUCCAUCUUUUUCUGGAGCGCUCCUCCGAACAUCAGUGUAUGCAGGACUUUAUUCGCAAUAUCCUACCAGACAUAGUGGCCAGCAUCGGAAAUGGGAAGUCUCAUCUUAUUUCCAUUGGAGUUGGAAGUGGUGAUGGUCGCAUUGACCUAGAGAUGUUCUCUGAGCUCCGUCUGAAGCACCCCGGGGUGACGGUGGACCACGAGGUGGUGGAGCCCAGCAGCCAGCAGCUUCAUAGCUACAAAGUGUUGGUGUCACAGAAGUCCGAUUUGGAUUACAUCACAUUUAAGUGGAACAAGAUGACUGCCUCUGAGUUUGAGGAGCAAUGGGAACUAAAGCAGAUGACAAAGAAGGCGGACUUCAUUCACAUGAUUCAGAUGCUGUACUAUGUCAAGGAUGUCGAAGCCACCAUCAGAUUCUUCCGGAGUCUCCUUGACAAGGACGGAAAGCUUGUCAUUAUUCUGGUGUCUGAUGAGAGUGGUUGGGGAAAGUUGUGGCGGACCUUCAGGGGUCAGCUGUGUGCCUGCCAAAUAAGUCAGUUAGUGACCACGGCAGACGUCAAAAACUUCCUGGACUCCGAGGGCGUGCAGUACAAGAGCUACGUGCUGCCUUCUCAAAUGGAUAUCACCGAGUGUUUCACAGAAGGUGACGAGAGCGGAGAGCUGCUGCUCGACUUCCUCACCGAGGUGUAUCGCUUCAGCCGAACGGCCUCGCCGCAACUCAAAGCCGAUGUCAUGAAGUUACUGCGAGAUCCGGCUUGUUCUCUGGUGGCAGACGGGAAAGUUGUCUUCAAUAACAACCUUGAGGUGAUAGUUGCCGAUUCACCCAGAUAAACGUUAAUGGGAAUGCAAUACAGAUGUGUAAAAUAAGCUAAAAUAGGAGGGAAGUUCUUGGGAAACAUCUUGAUUUGACUGCUGACCUUACAACAAUCUUUUUUUAAUUAUUAUUAUUAAUCAAUUUAAAUAGCAAUUGUACAUAAUAUUGUGCCCAAAAAGGUUGUAAUCAGCUUCAAAUUGUUCAUUGAAUCAUUUACAGUGGAACACAACCCAUUUCAAUGUGUUUUUUUGUUCUGAUUUUGAAUGAAAUUUCACCCAGAUAAAUAGAAUUAAUCCAAUUUGUGGUCAAUCUGAAAACAUUUACUGACUGUACAGGCAUUAAUGUAAUGUUUGGAGUAACAUUUAAAUAUUAUUCUCUGUCAUACACUUGUGAAACAGCUAAAAAUAAUAAAUCUUGCAUAUUUCUUGCUAUGGUUAUCAACACUUUUAUUUAUUUUGACUUUUUUUGGGGGCCAUUUUACCAGUACCCUUAUCUGGUAAAAGGGCCACAAAAAAAAAAAUGUGCCACAAAAAAACGCCCAAAAAGAAAAAAAAAUCAGUUUGAUCAAGUUUUAUUUUGAUAUGGGUUUAAGACACUGGGAGAUACUCCUGUCUUUGAGUCACAUAGAUGGUAUUGUUAUUAGUUUGUCGACAUUACGCAGGCACCUUAAUUGAACCGGUAAGUUAAACGUGUAUGGACAGGUUUAAGGUGUGCGAGCAGUAAUCC